Molecule: messenger RNA, 2505 nt
Organism: Zingiber officinale
Lineage: Eukaryota; Viridiplantae; Streptophyta; Magnoliopsida; Zingiberales; Zingiberaceae
Product: armadillo repeat-containing protein 8-like
Exons: 9
Coding region: 122-2122 (666 amino acids)
Biological process (GO): proteasome-mediated ubiquitin-dependent protein catabolic process
Cellular component (GO): GID complex
Molecular function (GO): protein binding
Source: RefSeq, a predicted model, not a curated record
AGAUUAUUACGCAAACCACCAUCUCUCCCACGGAGAGAGAGAGAGAGAGAGAGAGAGAGCAUUGAGGGAUCCAUUUCCCCAAAUCCUCGCGGAGGCUAUCGCGCAAUUCCAGACGUCGGAUAUGCCCUCGUCGGCGGUGACCAACCGGCCGGAGGAAGUGACGGCGCGGCUGGGGGUCGGCGGCGGCGCUGCCCAAGGCGAGGCGCUGCUCAAGGCCCUACGCGAGGUGAAGAACCAGAUCAUUGGCAACAAGACCAAGAAGCUCCUCUACCUCCAGCUCGGUGCUGUUCCCAAGAUCGUUUCCGUUCUCGCUGCUUCCGUUGCUUCCUCCUUGGGAGGUGCCGGUCUCGAGGAUGCUCCCGUCAUCGUGCAGGCCGCCGCCGCGAUCGGUAGCUUCGCCUGUGGGGUGGAGGAUGGAGUUCGUGCUGUACUCGAUGCUGGCGCAGUGCCACACCUCAUCUCGAUCCUUUCCCAUCACGAUGAUAAGGUUGUGGAUGCAGGUGCUCGGUCUCUUAAAAUGAUAUUUCAAUCAAAGAUGGCCCCGAAGUAUGAUGUUCUUCAGGAUAAGAAUUUAAAUUUUAUCCUUUCACUCUUAGACAGUGACAAUGAAAAUGUUACUGAACUUGCUGCGUGUAUCAUAGCACACUCUUGUGAGACAAAUGAAGAGCAGAAGGCAUUAUGUGAUGCAGGGGUCUUGCAAAGACUUGUUAGUUUACUUGGUGGAUCUUCAAAUCAAAAGGAUGCUUGUUUAGAAUGUAUAAAAGCAGUUGUGAAAGAUAACUCUGAGGUUUCUUCUAGGUUUUCUUGCAUUGGCAAUGGCAAGGCUUUGAAGGCAUUAUCAGACUUAAUACAAGAUCGGUAUCCCUAUACGAGAUUACUUUCCUGUAAAUGUUUGAUUGCUAUUGGGCAUGCCUCUCCUUCCUAUGUGGAAGAGCUACAAAUUAAAACCAAGUUAGUUUUGGUAUUAGCAGAGCUACUUGAAGAACCUGGUCGAGUAGGAGAUGAGGCACCAUUUUCAUUGAAAAAGUUGAUUGCAGACAAUGAGGAGCUACAUAAACAAGCACUUUCUAUAAAUGUUAUUGAGAAGCUCUGUAAUUUUUUGCAUAUGAGUUCAAUACAGUCAAGGCGCCUCCAAGGAAUAUUGCUUGCUUUGUCUGAGCUUUGUUCGAAGUUAGAGAAGUGCAGAUGUCAGCUAUUGUCACCACAGGUAUUGGAUUUGGUCAUUGAUUCAUUGGAACAUGAUUGUGCAGAAGUUCGUGCUGCAGCAUGCAUUUGUAUUAGGAAUAUCACUCGGUCUCUGAAGAACCUAAGUGCAGGCUCUCUUUCCAAUGAGGCAGUUGUUAUUCGCUUGGUCCAGCUUUUGUAUGACCCAUCCAGUUCCAUACAGCUUGUUGCGCUUGGUGCUCUUUGCAAUAUUAUUGUCAUCUGUGCUUCACGGAAAUCUGUUCUAAUUCGAUGUGGAGGUGUCUCACAACUUGUUCGACUAUCUACAUCAAUGGAUUCAACACUGAGAUUAAAAUCUCUAUCAGUGUUGAGGAAUUUUCUAUUCCUUGCCAACACAACUGAUAAAGAAUGCAUUCUUAAAGAGCUGUCAUUGCAUACUUUAGUAAGCUUGUUAAAUGAUGCUGAGCAUUCUAUCCAGGAGCAAGCUUUGGCGCUUGUAAAUAAUCUUAUUGAUGGGUGCAGCUCUGUUGAACAUAUAUUUACAGAAAAAUGUUAUAGUUUAAUUCUGGAUGCUGUUACCAGACAAUUGAAACAGGCUUCCUCUCUAGGAGUAUGCAUUCAGGGAAUGUUUGUUCUCAGCAACAUUGCAGCCUGGAGUGAUUUUGAUAAAGAUUCAGUGACAGAUUAUCUUAUUGCCUAUGAUGAUAAUCACAAGCCCUCACUUGCAAUCAAGUUCUUGCAGAGCAACGAUAAGUCUCUACGAUUGGCUUCUCUUUGGUGCUUAUUGAACCUGACAAAUCCGAGCAGUGCUGGUUCAUCCAGAAGGGUUACAAAACUUCAAACUGCAGGGAUAAUUUUUCAACUAAAGUCUAUGCUUAAUGAUCCCUGUUCGGAUUGCAAGCUAAGAUUACGAAUGGUUCUCGAGCAGUGUACAGAGUUUGAGACAUCUCAGGCAUGAUUAACAUUUCCCACAUUCAGUGCAGUAGCAUUCUUGUACUUUUCCAUUUGAGGGGCAGGCCACCGUUACCAAAGUUUUGCAUUUUAAGCACUUAUGAGAGGCAGGUGAGUUUGUAGAUCAAUAUGCAGCUUUUGAAGGGAUCGACCGCGACUACUUGAUAUCCAUUUUCUUGUCAAUCCCGGUUGGAUGUACCCUGCAGUGCCUGUUCCCCUUUGUUGUUUAACAUGCAUUUCUCAAUUUUUUGUGGGUGAUGUUACUCGUAUGAAAAUGGUUAAUACAUAGCUUUUGAAUGAGUGAAGCUCUUAGCCAGAAACAAAAGUAAAAUUUUCUGUGUUUUUUUUUCUCUCUUAUUCAAUUAAUAUAACCCUUAGUCGUGUUAUUCA